AUGGCCGGAGGCGACGCGUCAUCGGGGGCGGCGCCGGUGCCGGAGACGGCGGGGGAGGCGGAGGUGAAUCCUGGGGGUGAGGAUGGAGAAGGUAAUACACCAGUUUUACGAGUCAAGACUGUACAUAUCAGUUCAGUGAUUCUCGCCGCAAAAAGUUCUUUCUUUUUCAAGCUUUUCUCAAAUGGCAUGAAAGAAUCUGGUCAGAGGCAGUCAACAGUUAGAAUUGCUGAUUCAGAGGAAAAUGCCUUUAUGGAGCUUUUACGGUUUAUGUACAAUGGAAGGUUGACACCAACAACUGAGUCCACUCUUCUGGUUGAUAUCUUGAUGGCUGCUGACAAAUUUGAUGUCGUUUCGUGCAUCAAGCUUUGCGGUCAGCGGCUCAUAGGCCUGCCUAUGACCUUAGAAUCCGCAGUGAGGUGCCUAGAUCUCCCAUGUUCCAUUUCAAUGGCAGCUGACCUGUCAGAGGCAGCCAAGAAAUUCCUUGCUAAAAGAUACAAGAAAUUCCUGUCAACAAAAUUCCAAGAUGAACUGAUGAGGAUUCCCCUCGCUGGGAUUGUGGCCAUCUUAUCACGGAAUCUCCCUGGGGUUGCAUCUGAAAAAUCCGUCUAUGACUUUGUGCUCAGGUGGGCCGACUUGCAGUACCCAAAUUCAGAACAAAGACGCGAGAUUUUAAGUUCAAGUUUACUUCCAAUGGUGCCACUACGGUGUAGCAUGACCAAUGUGAUCCUAAUUGAUCAGCCGUCUUGUAUAAUUAACUUCAGUCUAAAGCGUGAGCACUGCUCUGGGAGCUUCCCAUCAGGAUCGAUGCGCUCGCCACCAUUCUAUUGUGCGGGGCAUGGUUUCUUUCUCUCAGCACACCGUAGAAUGGAGCCGUCCAACUCUUUUGUCCUCAUAAUACAGAAGCUAGAAGACAAGGGCCUAGUAAGGGGGACAGUAGAUUAUGAUAUUGAGGUAAAAACAACACCGUCGCUGGAGUUCACCACCUUGUGGAGGCGCACCACCACCACCGGUUGUACGCAAGGUUUUGGAUGCAGUGUUCCUUGGUCAGAGGUCAUUCCUGACGAUAGCCCCUUCUUCAUUGAUGACAAACUCCAUAUUCGAGUUCAUGUGAAGAUAACGCCG
Triticum urartu is the source of this 1122-nucleotide messenger RNA. The record is from RefSeq and is a predicted model, not a curated record. Lineage: Eukaryota; Viridiplantae; Streptophyta; Magnoliopsida; Poales; Poaceae.